AGCGAGUGAACACUUACUCUCCGGCGAUGUUAUGGGCCGACAGAUCCAACCGUUUGAGGCACACAUUCCGUACACACUUCAGUUCUUCAUCGACCAUAACUUAUAUGGUAUGAACUUUUUGGACGCCAAACGUGUAGUCUAUAGGCAAACAGAUUCAAUGCCCGAUUGUGUCAACUAUUCAGACAUAGAGCCCAUGAGUUCGUGUCAAUUAGAAUGUGAUAUUGAUUUGAAUGACAUUAUGAACAAAGACGUGGUGUUGGAUAACAAUCAACGCAUCCCUGGUUUGGAGUCCAUUUGGAGGGAAGCGUUGAAUCGCUGCAAAGACUCCACAGAAGCCCAAACCCUAAAGGGAUUGCCCUCUCAGGAGAGGACAGGGGUUACUGUCACCGAACGUGAGACCAAACUCUUGCAGAAGCUGUUCGACGGUUUGGCCAAAUUGGACAUCAAAACCGAUGAUAACUGUGACUCUAUUGGCGAAACACAAUUCGCAGAAAUGAUCGUCAAUUGCAUUGAUAAUAAUACUGAAGACUCAUUAAACCAAAUCAAUGACACCAUCGAUGAAGUCAUCAACAAUUCACAGACACUUGCCAUCAAUCAUACCAUUGAAGACGUCAUACGUAACUCUCAGAACGAGAUAAUUAGUCAAACCAUUGAAAGUGUUGUCAAAGAAUCGGCGAAACAGUCAAAGUGUAGAAAACAGAAGCGAAAGACAGCGUCCAAAGGCGGUGCGUCCAGAAGGCGACUCAUUCUUCUUAGUUCCGGCAGUAGUGCUGACAAUAACGACGGCCAGAGUUCAGACGUGAGCACUGAAUUAGAGGACACAGAAUAUGACCGGAAUGUUGUCUUUACCGACGCCUGCACUCAGACAGAGACGGGCGACGAAGAUAUGAUGGACGAUGCGAUGGAUGGACUGUUUGACGACACGGAACAGCAGCUGCCGGCCGAAGAAGUGGUGUGCGAUUGCGAUUCGGACGAGUGUUGUGACCAGUGCUGCGACCGUCAGUCGGAUCAAUGCGAAUGCGAUUGUGAGAAAUGCGAAUACGAAAAGGUCGCACGUAUUCCCCAAUUGGACGGCGCUUUCGACUCGGAUGACGAAAGCGGUUCCGACUUUAAGCCAAACCGUAAGGACGAGAGCGACGACGAGUCUGACUACGAGGCGGCGCCGAAGAGGGGCCGCAAGAAGCCGACGCCCAAAAAGCGGACGCAUAGCUCGCGUUCAAAACCGGCGCCCAAAAGGAAUAAGACAUCAAUCACGCGGGCGUCAGACGAUUCGGACGCCGAUGAGGUCGACACGUAUAACACGUCCCGAUCGUCACGCCGUAAACCGGCCGCACGUCAGUCGCGCCAAUCGCCA
Messenger RNA from Medioppia subpectinata, 1354 nucleotides. The record is from the annotation of a GenBank genome assembly. NCBI's taxonomy places the organism in Eukaryota, Metazoa, Arthropoda, Arachnida, Sarcoptiformes, Oppiidae.